AUGACUCUGCACCUGCACCUCAUGCUAUGGAUCACAAAUGCAUUGACUCCACAGGAAAUACGUGAGCGUAUCAUGGACCCCACAUCUGACUUUCAACAGAAAAUGGUUCAGUAUCUAGAAAGUGUCCACCAAGCAGAGUUCAUGGGUGCAAACAUGGCCGAUGUGUAUGACCAGUUGCUCAGUGAUCAGCAGCAGGAUAAAUACAUUGAUCCUACCCUGACACUGCCAGACCCACCGCCUAAUCAGAUGCAUACAUGUGACAACAAGCACUUUGAUGAUUGUCAAGAUCAUGGAUGGUGGGCCAAGUUCUACAAGACUGUGAAUGACCUGGUAUACAAGUCCAACCGUCAUAGCUGCUCCACAGGCGAAAGUGAUUGCAAAUAUGACAAGCGGACAAAUAAGAUCAUGAAAGUCUGUAAGCAGAGAUUCCCCAGGACAACAAGGCCAUGCACAGUUGUUGAUCCAGACACAGGUGCACUGCUCAUGAAGCAAGGGGAAGCAAGGCUCAACACUUUCACUCCUGCCCUCACUUACCUCCUGAGAUGCAACACGGAUGUCACAAGCUUACUGUCUGGCACGGCAAUCAAGGCAAUCACUGCAUAUGUUACAGAUUACAUCACAAAGACUCCUUUGAAGACACAUAUGAUGUUCUCAGCUGUGAAGACAGUAUUCAGCAGA
This is a messenger RNA of Fomitopsis serialis, 678 nucleotides long. RefSeq lists its product as uncharacterized. The record is from RefSeq and is a predicted model, not a curated record. The transcript has a single exon. The annotation marks the transcript as partial. Lineage: Eukaryota; Fungi; Basidiomycota; Agaricomycetes; Polyporales; Fomitopsidaceae.